Molecule: messenger RNA, 663 nt
Organism: Acanthosepion pharaonis
Lineage: Eukaryota; Metazoa; Mollusca; Cephalopoda; Sepiida; Sepiidae
Source: the annotation of a GenBank genome assembly
AUGUUCUUUCUUUAUUUCAUUCUCUCUUUCGCAUUUGAUUUAAUACGUGUCUAUCUAUCUUUCUUUCAUUCUUUUUCACAAUCGCAAGUUCCCCUCUUUUUGUUUUCUUUCAUUCUAAUCAAAUUCAUACUUUAUUCUUAUUUCUGUCUUCUUUUGUCUGUCUAUUUUAAUUUAUCCAUGGUUUUCAUUGAUUCAUUCUUUCUUUCUUUCUUUUAUAUUCUUUCUCUCUCAUUUUUAUUCCCUUUCUUUAUUUCUUCUUUUCUUAAUCUCUUUCUUUCUUUUAUAUUCUUUCUCUCUCCUUUUUUAUUCUAUUUCUUUAUUUCUCCUUUUCUUAGUCUCAUUCUUUUUUUUUAUUAUAUUCUUUCUCUUUUUAUUCUUCUUUUUUUUCUUAAUUCCUUUCUUUUAUAUUCUUUCUCCUUUUUUAUUCUUAAUCUUCUUUUUCUUUCUUUUCUUUUAUAUUCUUUCUCUCUCCUUUUUUAUUCCCUUUCUUUAUUUCUUCUUUUCCUAAUUUCUUUCUUUCUCCUUUUUUAUUCCCUUUCUUUAUUUCGUCUUUUCCUAAUCUCUUUUUUCUUCCUUUUUCUCUUUCUUUCUUUGCCACCUAAUCUUUCGUUACAUCGUUUUUUAUUUGCUUCUUCAGUUUUCUUUCUUUAUUUCUUUGAGUGA